AUGUCUUUUAUCCUCUGCCAAAACAGAGCUAUUCAUUCACUGAUAAUUAAAAAUCAUUCUUUCCCCUGCUUUUCUAUAAAAUCUAUCUAUCUAUCUAUCUCAGUCUGUUCAUAUCUAUCUAUCUAUCUCAGUCUGUUCAUAUCUAUCUAUCUAUCUAUCUAUCUAUCUAUCUAUCUAUCUAUUCUUAAUCUAUCUAUCUAUCUAUCUAUCUAUCUAUCUAUCUAUCUAUAUCAUUCGGAUCAAUCGGAUGAUUCUAUAUAUCUCCAACUCAUCUAUCUAUCUAUUCAUCUAUCUAUAACAGAUCUAUGUUCAUCUAUCUAUCUAUCAUCUAUCAUUCAUCUAUCUAUAUCUAUCUAUUCGGAUCAGAUAAUCUGUUCAUCUAUUCAUCUAUCUAUCUAUCUAUUAUCAAUAUAUUUUUUCACAUAUUCAUCUAUCUAUCUAUCUAUCUAUCUAUCUAUCUAUCUAUCUAUCUAUCUAUCUAUCUAUCUAUCUAUGUUCAUAUCUAACUCUCUUCAUAACAGAUAUAUCUCACCUCUAUCUAUCUAUCUCAUCUAUCUAUCUAUCUAUCUAUCUAUCUAUCUAUCUAUCUAUCUAUGUUAUCUAUCUAUCUAUAUAUAUCACUGUUCAUCCAUCUAUCUAUCAUCUAUCAUAUCUAUCUAUCUAUUCAUUCAUCUAACAUCUAUGUUGAUAUCUACCUCACACUGUUCAUUCAUCUAUCUAUCUAUCUAUCUAUCUAUCUAUCUAUCUAUCUAUCCAUCUAUGUUCAUAUCUAACUCUCUCUUCAUAACAGUUUAUCUAUCUAUCUAUCUAUCCAUAUCUAUCCAUCCAUCCAUCUAUCUAUCAUAUCACUAUAUAUCUAUCUAUCUAUCUAUCUAUCUAUCUAUCUAUCUAUCUAUCUAUCUAUCUAUGUUCAUAUCUAACUCUCUUCAUAACAGAUAUAUCUACCUCACACUGUUCAUCUAUCUAUCUAUCUAUCUAUCUAUCUAUCUAUCUAUCUAUCUAUCUAUCUAUCUAUGUUCAUAUCUAACUCUCUUCAUAACAGAUAUAUCUACAUCCACAUUCAUCUGUUUAUCUAUAUCUAUCUAUCAUAUCUAUCUAUCUAUAUCUAUCUAUCUAUCUAUCUAUCAUAUGUUCAUAUCUAACAUAUCUCUUCAUAACAGAUAUAUCUACCUCACACUGUUCAUCUAUCCAUCUAUCUAUCUAUCUAUCUAUCUAUCUAUCUAUCUAUCCAUCUAUCUAUCUAUCUAUCUAUCUACAUGA
Molecule: messenger RNA, 1260 nt
Organism: Acanthosepion pharaonis
Lineage: Eukaryota; Metazoa; Mollusca; Cephalopoda; Sepiida; Sepiidae
Source: the annotation of a GenBank genome assembly